Trichoplax adhaerens is the source of this 690-nucleotide messenger RNA. RefSeq lists its product as uncharacterized. The record is from RefSeq and is a predicted model, not a curated record. The transcript has a single exon. NCBI's taxonomy places the organism in Eukaryota, Metazoa, Placozoa, Uniplacotomia, Trichoplacea, Trichoplacidae. The coding region runs from base 1 to 690 and encodes 229 amino acids.
AUGGCAAAUAAUGGAAUGUUCAAAAUUGACAGAACCCACCUUCCAUCUAGCAGUGGCGUUGAAUUUUGCAAAAACACCAACAGCGGUCAAUGUACAAAGGCAGAGGAUGCUGCCACUAAGUCUAGCCAUACCAUCUAUCCAGGUAGGCUUUGUGCCAAAAAGGAAUAUUCCAAUUUAGCUGAGAGGAUGGACAGUGAUCAUAAUAAUGAUACCGAUGUACAAAAAUGUAGCAAUUUCAAUUCUGCAUCACUCCUCGUCUACCCACACAUUUUAUCAAGGCAGCAUUUGCUAACAAUCUUUGAUCAGAGAGAAAUUAGCGUUGAUCGUAGUCUGGAUAAGAUUGCUCUUCUUAAACUGUACCAACAAUAUAUUAUGCCUCGAGCUAAACGAUCAGAGCGUCCAUUAUCGAUGCAAUUGCAAGCUAGAAAUCAAUCUGAUCAUUCACUUACUACGCCAUCCACAAAUCAAGCGGAUAAUUUAUGCAACUCUCAGCUAUUUACGACAGGUGAAGCGACUGCCAACUGGAUCAAUGAUGAGGAUUCUACGCUUGGUAGAACUUCCAAUCGUCAUGAUGUUCAUAAUGGCGAUCUAACAAGUGAUUUUAUUGACAAUACAAGUAAACCUAAUCAUCAAAUCAAUAGUCAACGCAAGAGGGCACUGAAAGUCGUGCAACAGGGAACAAUGGCGUAA